Molecule: messenger RNA, 995 nt
Organism: Eufriesea mexicana
Lineage: Eukaryota; Metazoa; Arthropoda; Insecta; Hymenoptera; Apidae
Product: leukocyte receptor cluster member 1
Exons: 3
Coding region: 69-995 (308 amino acids)
Source: RefSeq, a predicted model, not a curated record
UUCAGUUUAAUUUUAAUCAUAACAAAAGAUUUGUGUCCCUUGUAAGGAGGAAUUGUAUUUCAUGAAAAAUGAAUAUUUUACCAAAGAAAAGGUGGCAUGUACGUACUAAGGAAAAUAUUGCUCGUGUACGACGAGAUGAAGCAAACGCUGCAAAAGAAGAAAGAAUCAAACAAGAACGAAUUCAAAAGGCGGAAACUGAAGCUAGAAUUAAUUACCUUCGAGACAAAGCCAGGGAAAAAUAUGAUGGACGAAUAGAGACAUUAAAAACUGAAACAGAUGCCUCUUCUUCAAAAUGGGAUCAUGUUAAUUUCUUUGCAGAACUUGAACAAGGAAAACUUGAUUAUAAUAAACCCAAUGUAGAACAUGAAAAGGAAAAAAAAGAAGAAAGAGAAAAAUAUGAAAAAAAAAUUGGCUAUCUUACAUAUCUGGGACAAGAUACUAAUGAAGCAACAGGUAAGAAAAACUGGUAUGAAGAGUUACCUGAAAGAUUGAGAAACAGAGAAAAGAAUGUGGAAGUACAAGCUAAAAAGAAGACACUGGAUGAUCCUAUUCGUGACAUCAAAAAGUAUUUAAAUAUCAUGGGAGCUGGUUCCAUAGAAAAAUCUUCAAAAAUUAAUAUAGAAUCUGGUAAAAGAAAGAACGAUGAUUCAGACAAAAGUGAUUCAGAUGAUACAAAAUCUUUAAAAAAGCACAAACACAAGAAAUCAAAAAAACAUAAAAAGGAAAAACAUAAAGGUAAAGAAAAACAAAGUAUAGAAAAACCAAAUAUAGAUAUACAAAAAUUAAGAGCAGAAAGAAUGUUAAGAGAACAGGGCGAAAAAUUAAGAACAGAAGCUUUACUGGCUAAAUUAAGAGGAGAUCCAGUUCCAAUAGCAACUCCAAAGUCUCCUCCUAAACCAGCUAUUAAACAGAAAUACAAUUCACAAUUUUUUCCUGAAAUUGCUAGGCAAAAUGCUGAAAGAACCCCUAAUGUACAAUCAAUGAGAGAACAGUAA